Mangifera indica (mango) is the source of this 2448-nucleotide messenger RNA. RefSeq names its product pentatricopeptide repeat-containing protein At2g37310-like. Gene Ontology annotation, molecular function: RNA binding; protein binding. The record is from RefSeq and is a predicted model, not a curated record. The transcript has a single exon. The coding region runs from base 32 to 2005 and encodes 657 amino acids. Lineage: Eukaryota; Viridiplantae; Streptophyta; Magnoliopsida; Sapindales; Anacardiaceae. Gene Ontology annotation, biological process: RNA modification.
AGACAAAAAUACCAACUGGAGGGACAAAUUGAUGAACCGCGCGAAACCGUUAUUGUCAAGAAUUCAACCACUAACCGCCAUCAACGGCCAAAUUCAGCGAGCCUUGCAAUCCCUCGACUAUGGCGCGUACGGUCAUCUCAUCCAACAUUUCACCGACUACCACCUUCAUCGCCAAGCCAAGCAAGUCCACGCUCGUCUCGUCCUCUACUCAGUCUCCCCCGGUAACUUUCUCGCUUCGAAACUCAUCAAUUUUUACUCAAAAUCUAACAAUCUCGUUCAAGCCCGCCACGUGUUCGAUAAAAUUUCCCCCAAAAAUGUCUUCUCUUAUAACGCCAUGCUCAUUGCGUACUCUGUUCAUGAUAUGUAUACCGAUACAUUGAAGUUGUUUUCGUCUUUGUUGUCAUCUUAUUCGGUGGAUUUGAAGCCUGAUAAUUUUACAAUCACCUGUGUUUUAAAGGCGUUGUCGGGUUUGUUUUGUGAGUCAAGAUUGGCUAAGGAGAUUCAUGCUUAUGUUUUAAGAUGUGGUUUUGAUUCUGGUGUGUUUAUUGUUAACGGUUUGAUUACGUUUUAUUCGAGAUGUGAUGCUAUCGCUUCAGCAAGGGCAUUGUUUGAUAGAAUGCCUGAGAGGGAUAUUGUGACAUGGAAUUCGAUGAUUGCUGGGUACUCACAGGGAGGGUUUUAUGAAGACUGUAAGGGAUUGUAUAGGGAGAUGUUGAAUGAUUCGGUGUUGAGACCAGAUGGAGUGACGGUAGUCAGUGUUUUGCAGGCUUGUGGGCAAUCAAAUGAUCUUAUUUUUGGAAUGGAAGUUCAUAACUUUGUAAUUGAGAGUCAAAUUAAAGUGGAUGUUUGUCUUUCUAAUGCUUUGAUUGGAAUGUAUGCAAAAUGUGGUAGCUUGGAUUACGCAAGAACAUUAUUUGAGGAGAUGAGUGAGAAGGAUGAAGUUUCAUAUGGUGCAAUUAUUUCAGGUUACAUGGUUCAUGGAUUUGUUGACAAAGCCAUGCAUAUGUUCCUUGAAAUGAAACAACCGGGACUAAGUACUUGGAAUGCUGUAAUUUCUGGUCUGAUUCAAAAUAACCAAUAUGACAGGAUUUUGGAUUUGGUUAGAGAAAUGCAGGCAUUAGGUUUUAGACCAAACACUGUGACACUUUCAAGUGUUCUUUCUAUGUUUUCAUAUUUUUCAAACCUGAAGGGAGGGAAAGAAAUACAUGGUUAUGCUCUUAAAAGUGGUUAUGCUCGUAAUAUCUAUGUUGCAACUUCCCUUAUUGAUACUUAUGCAAAGGCUGGGUUUCUUCAUGGGGCACAACUGGUUUUUGAUCAGUUGAAAGGUAGGAGCUUGAUUAUUUGGACAGCAAUAAUCUCAGCGAAUGCUGCCCAUGGUGAUGCUAAUGUAGCUCUUACUCUUUUUAAUGAAAUGCUGAAUGAUGGAAUUCAGUCAGACCCCGUGACAUUUACAGCAGUGUUGGCAGCUUGUGCUCAUUCAGGAUUGGUGGAUGAAGCAUGGAAGAUUUUCAAUUCCAUGUUUACAGAAUAUGGUGUUCAGCCCUCAGUCGAGCAUUAUGCUUGCAUGGUAGGAGUUCUAAGCCGAGCCAAAAGGCUAUCUGAAGCAGUAGACUUUAUCUCUAAAAUGCCAAUUGAACCAAAUGCUAAGGUUUGGGGUGCACUGCUUAAUGGAGCUGCAGUUUCUGGUGAUGUUGAACUUGGGAAGUUUGCUUGUGCUCAUCUGUUUGAGAUUGAACCUGAAAAUACAGGAAAUUACAUCAUAAUGGCAAAUCUAUACUCACAAGCUGGAAGAUGGGAAGAAGCUGAUAGGGUGAGGGAAAAAAUGAUGAAAAUUGGGUUGAAGAAAACCCCUGGCAGUAGUUGGAUUGAAUCCAGUGGAGGUUUACAGAGCUUUAUUGCAAAGGACACAUCAAGUGAAAGAACUGAUGAAGGAUUACUUGAUUUGACGGUAAAAGAAGGGUAUGUGUUACAGAAUGAGCAUGAAGAGGAUAGUGCCUUUGUUUGAACCGUGAAUGCAUAAGCAUCAGAAAUUAUGUAGAAAUGAAGUGUGGAUUCAUGGAGUCUAAUGGGCACAAUGCUUUGCUAAGGCCAAAAUGACUGACAUAUGUUGAUCAACAUUUGGGAGAGGUCAGAAAUACCAUCAUUGUCUCUAUAACUGUAAGUUUUAAUCAGAUUCGUGCAUAAAACUUAAAUGUCUUGAUUUGGAGUUCUAAGAAUCGAUCGUAGAAGUUGAGUGGUAUUCAUUAACAUAUAUGUUGGACGUGGUGAAUCAGUGAUUUGGUUGCCUUUGAGCUCUCUGAUGAUGUAUAGUACGUCUGGAUUGCCAUUUUUGUUUUGACUAAUUGAAUGGACCAACAGGAAGGAUUGAAACAGUGUACAUGUAUCAUUUAAAUAAGUUUUCUUUAUGGGUUAGAAGUUCAAUGAAAAGGCGUACUGCAGAUUGUGGAA